Messenger RNA from Raphanus sativus (radish), 684 nucleotides. Its product is annotated as auxin-responsive protein SAUR21-like. Gene Ontology annotation, biological process: response to auxin. NCBI's taxonomy places the organism in Eukaryota, Viridiplantae, Streptophyta, Magnoliopsida, Brassicales, Brassicaceae. The transcript has a single exon. Bases 260 to 553 code for a protein of 97 amino acids. The record is from RefSeq and is a predicted model, not a curated record.
UUACUUAACAGACAUGAGGAAACAAAGUGAUAAAGCUCGUUAGCCUUCCUUUUUUGUCUUUUAUCAUAUCUAAAAAACAGAACCAUGUGAAUAGAGGUCUGUGUAUGUCCCAUACUUUUAAUGGUUUUAGGAUGGCUUUUAAAGUCUUUCGUUAAUCUAUAUAAUACAUUUUAAGGCAGAGCACCAACUUUUCAAUACAAACCUUGAAUCUUAGCAUCUAUCCGUUUCUCAUAAGCUUUCAAAUUUCAAUUUUCAAGAAAUGGCUUUGUUCAGAGGUCUCUUGAGUGCAAAGAGGAUUAUUGGCCUUUCUGUAGCGACGACUACAAGCAAAAGGACAGUUUCAGCGCCAAAGGGGUUUCUUGCGGUCUACGUUGGUGAAGACCAUGUCCAUAAAAAGAGAUAUAUCGUGCCAAUCUCAUAUUUGAGCCAGCCUUCUUUUCAAGCUCUUCUCAGUAAAUCCGAAGAUGAAUUUGGAUAUGAUCAUCCAAUGGGUGGAUUAACGAUUCCUUGUCCUGAAGAUACCUUCAUCAACGUGACUUCCCUGCUUCAAUAGUGAUUGUUCCACAAGGAAAAGAAACUGACAUUAGUUAGAGAUAGAACUGUUCAAUGUAAAUGUGUUAACGGUUUUCCUUGUUCAAUGUGAAUAUGACCAUUUGACAAAACAAAAUUGUUUGAUUUCUGAUA